UAUUCUACUUGUGCUGUGUGCCGUCUUCUUCACCCAGCUGUCUCUUUUAUUCCACGCACCCCCUCUUUUCCCUCUUACUCCCCGCAAAAACAAAGUUGAUAACCCAAAAAAAAAAAAGAGAGAAUCCCAAGGCUUUAACUAUUUAAGGGACCUGAAACAAAUGCUGUUAAUUUGUUUUUUUUUUGCCUCCUUCCUCAAAUGUGUGUAUGCUGUGUGGACAACGAUAGUCAGCGAUACGAUGCGUCGUCUAAUGUAAUGUAAGGUGCAGGUGACCCCAAAUCAACAGGUGUCGAAUAUGUUUCAUACACAAAAGCUUUUAUAGUCUUCCACUUUCAUUUCCAUUCUUUUCUUUCUCUCUUUUUUCUUUUCAUUUGAUAACUAACAUAACCACUAGAAAACAACAAUGAGAUUGCUAGCGCUGUCAGCGAUUGUUCUUGCCAGUCUGAACGCACUGUGCACAGAUGCGGCUGUUGCUAGAGUGCCGAUUAAAAAGAUACAGGAGACGUCGGCAGAGCGAAUUCACCGGUUUGCGCAUACAGGCGACUAUCUCAAACAGAAAUACAUGGGCAACCACCAUGACCACACGAUGGAGAGUACGUUUCAAGUUGGCCCCGACGGCCGCGUGGAGCAUGGCGUGCCGCUGUCCAACUACAUGAAUGCGCAAUACUAUGGCGAAAUUGAAAUCGGCACACCGCCGCAGCCCUUCACUGUUGUGUUUGACACGGGCUCAUCCAACCUGUGGGUCCCCUCGACCCACUGUAACUCGAUUGCUUGCUUCUUGCAUCGUCGCUAUAGCUCUGACCAGUCCGAAUCGUUUCAAGAGAACGGCACCGAAUUUGCUAUCCGAUACGGCACGGGAUCGUUGGAAGGUUUCAUCAGUGAGGACAUCUUGACGAUGGGCGGUGUCACAGUAACAAGUCAAGGUUUUGCCGAAUCUGUCAAAGAGCCCGGCUUUACAUUUGCACUUGCCCGCUUUGACGGUAUCUUGGGCUUGGGCUUCCACACAAUUGCUGUACAAGGUGUCAUUCCACCCUUCUACCAUAUGGUCGAGCGCGACCUGAUCGACGAGCCCGUCUUUUCUUUUUACCUCGGCAAAGAUCCAGAAAACGGCCAAGAAGAAGAAGAAGAAGGACAGGGCGGCGAACUUGUCCUCGGCGGUGUUGACCCCACCCAUCUUGUGGGCGACAUCCACUGGUCACCUGUACGUCGUCAAGGCUACUGGGAAAUCGAUCUCGAGGAUAUCAAGUUCAAUGGCGAGUAUGCUGAGCUCGGCUCGGUGGGUGCUGCCAUCGACACCGGAUCGUCACUGAUUGUCACGCCCACAACCGUGGCUGAGCUGAUCAAUCGAGACUUGGGCGCUGAAAAGAACUGGGCUGGCCAGUAUGUGCUUGAUUGCAAUGCCGUCCCUGAUUUGCCAGAGUUUUGUCUCGUCUUUGCUGGAAAGGAGUUUUGUCUCCAACCAGAGGAUUAUGUCCUCCAAGUCCAAGGACAGUGCAUGUCCGGUUUCAUGGGAAUGGACAUUCCCGAACCUAUGGGACCUCUUUGGAUCAUCGGUGAUGUUUUCCUUCGCAAAUAUGUAUCGGUCUAUGACCUUGCCAACAGCAGAGUUGGACUAGCUUUAGCAGCGUAGUAAGAUGGUGUUGAGUGACAUGAACAAAUAAAUGAACAACAUGAAAUUGAUGGUGAUUUUAUGGUAUAUCAAACGUUACAUCUUUUCAAAAGCAAAUGCCAAGUACACCCCUACGUCAUUUAACAGGCUCUAGCGUUAGAUAUAAUUUUCCCACUUUCUGUAGUGUUGAUAUGUAAAAAUAAACUUACGUGCUGCUUCCCACUCUUCCUCACUCAUUUCGGAUUGACUGCCACCCACAACACCAAUCUUC
Molecule: messenger RNA, 1880 nt
Organism: Zychaea mexicana
Lineage: Eukaryota; Fungi; Mucoromycota; Mucoromycetes; Mucorales; Lichtheimiaceae
Product: endopeptidase
Exons: 4
Coding region: 404-1630 (408 amino acids)
Biological process (GO): proteolysis
Molecular function (GO): aspartic-type endopeptidase activity
Source: RefSeq, a predicted model, not a curated record